CAUGAUGUUGCGAGCUCUACUCGCAAUAGCAAUUCUUGCGACAGCAGGUUUUACACAGGAACAUAAAAACUCUAAAGCUGCAACUAACAAUAAUCCAAAUGAACUUCUGAAGAAAGCCAAAGAAUUUCUAGCCACAGCCAAUAAAGAGGACGGUGAAUGGAUCAAUAAACAAUUUCAAGCAGACUGGAAUUAUGAUACUAAUAUCACGGAUGCAAAUUCAGCAGUCAAACUUGAAGUCUCUAACGAGGCUUCAGGAUUCAAUAAAAUAUUGUGGGAAAAGGUUAAGUCUUUUCCGUGGAGGGAAUUAAAAGAUGAAAAUGUCAAGAGACAGUUCUAUCUGUACAGCAACAUUGACGAAUAUUCGUUGCCAGAGAAGGAAUUCAAGGAGUAUGCUGAUAUUAGGAAUCAGAUGACAGAAAAUUAUUCCACCGCAAAAUUAUGUGAUCCAAAAAAUCCGAAGAAUUGUACUUUAUCUCUGCAACCAGAAAUAGAAACACUCAUGGCCCAAAGUCGUGAUCCUGAACUUCUCUUGGAUAUUUGGAAACAAUGGCGAAAUGUCAUUGGACAAAAAAUCAAGCCACUCUAUCCUAGAUAUGUUGAGUUGGGUAAUAUGGCUGCAAAGUUAAAUAAUUUUACUGACAAAUCUGAAAUGUGGCUGCAAAGGUAUGAAGCAAAAGAUUUUGAGCAAGAUAUUGGAAAUCUUUGGCGGGAACUGAAGCCUUUUUUCUUACAAAUCCAUGCUUACGUAAGAAGCAAAUUGAAUCAGAAGUAUGGAGAUUCUGUUGUCUCAAAGGAUGGACCCAUUCCAGCUCAUUUACUUGGUGAAAUGUGGGGUGCAACAUGGACAAAUAUUGCUGACUUUACUCUUCCUUACCCUGGCAAGAUGUUACCAGAUGUUACGGCAGCUCUGGUUGCACAAAAAUAUGACGCGAUAAAAAUGUUCAGACUAGCAGAAUCCGCUUUUGUGUCCAUGAACAUGAGUGCUAUGCCUGAACUCUUUUGGAAGAAUUCUCUUAUGGUAAAACCAACUGAUCGAGAAGUAGAUUGUCAUGAAAAUGCUUGGGAUUUCAGGGAUGGUAAAGACUUUAGAAUCAAAAUGUGCACCCAAAUCAACUCAGACUAUCUUGACAUUGUACAUCAUGAAAUGAGCCACAUUCAGAACUAUUUGCAGUACAAGGACCAACCUAUAGUCUUCAGAAAUGCUGCAAAUCCAGGAUUUGGAGAGGGAGCUGCAGAUGUCAUAGGUUUAAGUACUUCUACACCUGAUCAUCUGCAAAAAAUAAAACUAUUGGGAAACUAUACAACAGAUCAAGAGGCUUCUUUAAACCAAUUGUAUUUGAUGAGUUUGGAGAAAUUAGUUUUCCUUCCGUUCGGUUACAUCGUGGACUUGUGGCGUUAUGAAGUUUUUAGGGGAAGAACUACUAAGGAUCAGUAUAACUGUAAAUGGUGGAAAUUAGUGGAAGAAUAUCAAGGACUUGAGCCACCAGUUGAUAGGAGUGAAGAUGAUUUAGAUCCUGUAGCCAAAUACCACGUAGCUGCGGAUGUUGAAUAUUUAAGGUACUUUGUCGCAUAUGUGAUUCAGUUUCAGUUUCAAAGAUCCUUGUGCAUAGAAGCUGGAGAAUACGAUCCCAACAAUCCGAAAACUAAACCUCUUCAGGAAUGUGAUAUAACUAGCAGUACAAAGGCUGGAAAUCUUUUCAAAUCUAUGCUAAAACUGGGCGCCUCUAAAUCAUGGCAAGAUGUAAUGGAAGUAUUAACAGGUGAAAGGAAAAUGAGCAGUUCUGGUAUAUUGGAUUAUUUCAAACCGCUUCAGGAUUGGCUCACCACUGAGAACAAAAAAAACAAGAAUUAUAUUGGGUGGAAAAAAAGCAGCAAACGUUGCUUACCAUCUGGAGGAAAAGUUUAAUUCUGAUACAUUUAUCAAUCAGUAUUUGGAAAUCUUUAUUAUUAAAUUAGGUAAAAUAUGUAUCUGUAAGUUAAAUACAAAUUUAAACAAGUUUUUAUUUUAAGCGUUGUAUGGUUUAUAAAUGGUUUGUAGGAUGUAGGGACUAAUUACCGAGAGUGCAC
Messenger RNA from Belonocnema kinseyi, 2067 nucleotides. Its product is annotated as angiotensin-converting enzyme-like. Gene Ontology annotation, cellular component: plasma membrane. Gene Ontology annotation, biological process: proteolysis. Bases 2 to 1906 code for a protein of 634 amino acids. The transcript has 8 exons. Gene Ontology annotation, molecular function: peptidyl-dipeptidase activity; metallopeptidase activity. The record is from RefSeq and is a predicted model, not a curated record. NCBI's taxonomy places the organism in Eukaryota, Metazoa, Arthropoda, Insecta, Hymenoptera, Cynipidae.